AUGGAUAGGCAUUGGGAAAGGGCACACGACUUCACCAAUUCACGCGCAUUCAACUGGUCAGAUUGCCUCGGUUUUGCUGGAAAUGACCUGGAAGAACGUAACAAGAUUGACAGACGCAGGCAAGCGAACGAGCGCCUACCUGGUUUCGACAGGACAAGAGUUGGCAGCUUGAACACGGUUUGGAAGGGCACAUACAAUGACUUCAUGAUUGGCCAACCAAUGCCGGACUAUCAGGAGUCGUACCCAAACGUCAAAGACAGGAUGCGCGAACGGCAGCAACAGUAUAUUGACUGGACACGUGCUCGACUCAACCCAAAUGUAGACGUGCCAAUAUUGAAGAUGCAAAGACGAAGUCCUGAGUUGCCAAAGCUGGAAUUCCAUCAUCAGACAUGGCUUGAGCUGUCCGCAAAAUCGGUGGCAAAAAAAGACCAACUUGCUGCACUGGACUAUCUCAGGUCCUCGCAUCCCCAGGUCAACAGAGAGCUUGACGAGCACAACGCUCUACAGAGAUGCCUUGCAGUGCCGCUCUUGGAGUAUAAGUGGCUACAGACCGCACUCGACGCAGUGUCAGGCGAAUGCACUCUUUUACGGGAUGACGAAGACCUUUGGUUUGCUCACCUCAACAUCGACUUGGAUGCAGCAGUCUACCAAUGCCUGCAGGAGGCAGUGGGAGUCUGGGCACACUUCUCUUUGCCAGGACGUGGCAAAAAUUCAUACAAAGACAAACUGCUCGUCAAGGCCCUAAGCAGCACUAGUCCGUCUCUGCAGUUGAAGAUUGGCUUCAACAACGCCACCAUUGACGAGUCGUGGCUCAUCCGUAUGACCCGGGGUGUCCAGCUGAAGUGCCAGAUUCGAUUCACCAGCGCCACAAUCGUCUACCAGAUACCUUAUGCAGCCACAUUAGACGCACUGACAGCCUUGCGUCACCUGUUCUUCCCAGGAAGGGGUCCACCAGAAGCACAACUGGGAUCGCCGCUGGUACCGCAAGAGAUUAUUGACGGGUUGCGCAACGGACAACAGCUGAUAGGAGGCCCACUCAAUGAUGAGCAGCUGGAAGCCGUCUGCAACAUCCUGACCCACAGCCGCCUUCACCACGUUUACACUUUGGUGGGACCGCCCGGAACAGGGAAGACGAGGGUUCUCGACGAGGUGCUGCUCCAAAUUUACAAACACCACAUGGAGGACAACCCAGCAGAUGCCCUCGUCCACCUAGUAGUAAAUAGCAACAAGGGUAUUGGCGCGACAGUCAGGAGACUCCUGCGUAGAGACGUCAACCGGGCCGCCAUCGUGAGACUGACUUCAGAGAGGGAACUGGCCAACUGCCCAGAAGAGACCAUGGACCUGACCCAGCGAGCAUCAAAGGUUCAGUACAAGAGGGAACACCAGCUCGUAAUAUGCACCCCAAUCUCUAUUGCGCGGAUCAGCUUAUCAGAAGGUGCCAACAACCGCCCGCCACUCAUCACAUUGCUCGACGAGGCAGGUUCCUUUUCCUUCCCUGACAUCGCAGGAGCCCUUACGAUGAACGGCCAGGCAGUCGCAACAGUCGCAGCAGGAGAUCCACUUCAACUCACCCCCAGAAGCAUGAGUCCCAUCAACGCAGCCCUGGAUGGUGGGAAAACCAUCUUCCACCUCCUUCCCCAUACUGGAGAUUGGAUUGGCCCAAACUACAUCCCCCACCCAGGCUGCGGAACAUACCUGACGAAGAAUUACCGUUCCCACUACAAGAUCGUGGAAGCAAUCUCCUCUAUUUUCUACGGUGGCAAAAUGACGGCAGCCCAGCCCACAACACCAAGUGACGAUCGCUGCAAACUGCGCGAAGCACUACAGCCGUUCGGCCUGGGGGACACGGCCGAGGCCUUGUACUGGCUGGACUUCCACAGUCCAGCUGAGAGGGGUCUAUAUGACCCCUCUCUGUACAACCCUGGCGAAGCUCGUCUUGUUGCCACCAUUGCUUCGCAGGUCUCGUCACGGGUUGGUGCCAACAGAGUGUGCGUCUUGACACCAUACAGACGUCAGAUGGAGGAUAUUGCCAAACUGGUGCCUCAAAAGAUCCCCGUCCAGACAAUUGACGACAUCCUCGGACUUGAGCGGGACAUUGUUGUGAUCUCCCUUGUGCGGGCUGAGAAAGGAGGGGUGUGCUCAAGGAAAGCUGAAGCUGCGGUGAUCAAGAGGGAGUUGGCACACGACGAGCAUUUGCAGCCCGAAGCCCCAUCCUUCCUUGGCUUUAUGUCUCACCCCAACCGUGCCAAUGUGAUGCUAAGCCGAGGUAAAGAGGUUGUCCUGAUUGUUGGUUCCAAGGAGCACUACCUUCGAUCGAACGCAGACCACUGGCGCCAAAUUGCAGACAGAUGUGUGAGCCUGCAAGUGGCAAACUUUGAGUGUUGAUUAUGCUUUCUGUGAUUAAUUGUGUGCCAGCUUGCGAGUGCCAUGUAUUAGUAAUAUUUAUAUUCAUAACUGUG
Messenger RNA from Cloeon dipterum, 2459 nucleotides. RefSeq names its product putative helicase MOV-10. The record is from RefSeq and is a predicted model, not a curated record. The transcript is spliced from 12 exons. The coding region runs from base 1 to 2385 and encodes 794 amino acids. Gene Ontology annotation, molecular function: helicase activity. Lineage: Eukaryota; Metazoa; Arthropoda; Insecta; Ephemeroptera; Baetidae.